CACACUACCAUUCCAUAGUGGAAGAUCCGAAGAUAUAUUGCAUUAGUCGUACAUAAUUGCAUAUUGCAUGAACCUAAAAACCCCAUUACAAAUCACGAAUCAAAACAGCCUACGUGCCAAACUCUCAUCCAUUUCUAUUAAGAUCACACCCAUUCUAGGUGGCCGACAACUCGACAACCCUUGAUUUCUGGACAUCAUAUGCCCCUCCUCUUCAUCCACCCGUCCACGUGUCCUCCCCGCUCUUCAAUUCACGGCUUGUACGGUCCCAGUCCCACUCUUCUUCAUUCUAACUCAUACUCUCAUACUACUAUACUAUCAUCAUCUAUUACUCAUCAUUACUUUCUUAACUGUUUUCUUUUCUCUCUCCUCUUCACCCUACCCAACUCCACUCCAUUAAAACUACCCUCCAAACAAACAAACAAACCCAUAACAUAACAUAACAUAAUCAAUUAUAUAGUGUUUUUUUAUUUUCUCUCUCCGUUUCAUAUUGUUCUUCUUAGAUUACGUCACAAAUGCAAGACGUACAAUCAAUCAGCAACAGCCUUGUUGGCGGAAGGCUGUUGCUAAGGCGGAUUAACCACCAAGACCAAGAUAACAUCAAUAGUAGUACUAACUACCAAAUUCUACAACAUCAUCAACAACAGCAACAUCACCAACAACAACAGCCGCAGGCGGCGGCGUUGAAGUGUCCGAGGUGUGACUCAUUAAACACGAAAUUCUGCUACUACAACAACUACAAUCUCUCUCAACCACGUCAUUUUUGUAAGAACUGCCGUCGGUACUGGACUAAAGGCGGUGUUCUUCGUAAUGUCCCCGUCGGUGGAGGCUGUCGUAAGUCUAAAAGAUCAUCAAAGCCUAAGUCGUCGUCAAUGAUUUCCAUCUCAUCUAAAAAAACUGCUCAGAAUAAUAAUAAUAACAUUAAUUCUAAUUCUAGCAGUGAAAGCUCCUCUACGCCGCCCACCGUCAACGGCGGCGCGUUGUUUCUAAUUCCGGAGGUUGAGAAUUUCGGGAUGUCGUCGGAACUUGAGCCGAAUCUGUUCUCCGGUGAUAUUGGUGGAUUCAUGAAUUUAAUUAACAAUAAUGAAAAUCAUAAUAACAACAACCAUGAUGAUAAAAAUAACAGUGUGAUGGUUGAAGAAGGGGAUGGAACGGCGUCGUUUAGUGAAUACCUGCAGAAUCAUCAGGGAGUUCAAGAGUGGAAUAUGGAGAAGAUUUGUGGGGUCCAUCUAGAAGAGGAUAAGAUUGGGGGAUCCAUUGAUCUGGUGGUGGAUCCGACGGUCAGGAUUGAAGAUUUGUUGCAGAACAGAGGAAGUAAUGUGGGGUUUACUACACUAGAUUGGCAUCCAACGGCUGGUAAUAAUAACAAUGAUGAUAAAUUUGAUAAUAAUCAAAGUUUAUAUGAAGUUCCUGAAAGCUCAACCGUUGAUCAUCAAGAUUAUUGGAGUCAAUCAACUACAGCCGUUUAUCAUCAUCAAUGGUCUGAUUCUACUACUAGUCAUCUUCCUCUUUUUCUUCCUUGAUUAUUAUUAUUUCUCUUUUAAACACCCAAUAAUUCAUAUUUUAAUUAUAAGUUUUUUUUUUCUUCUUUCUU
Chenopodium quinoa (quinoa) is the source of this 1591-nucleotide messenger RNA. Its product is annotated as dof zinc finger protein DOF5.4-like. The record is from RefSeq and is a predicted model, not a curated record. Gene Ontology annotation, biological process: regulation of DNA-templated transcription. The transcript has a single exon. Gene Ontology annotation, molecular function: DNA binding; DNA-binding transcription factor activity. Lineage: Eukaryota; Viridiplantae; Streptophyta; Magnoliopsida; Caryophyllales; Amaranthaceae. The coding region runs from base 513 to 1520 and encodes 335 amino acids.